This is a messenger RNA of Plasmodium cynomolgi strain B, 1155 nucleotides long. RefSeq lists its product as hypothetical. Bases 1 to 1155 code for a protein of 384 amino acids. The record is from RefSeq and is a predicted model, not a curated record. The transcript is spliced from 2 exons. Lineage: Eukaryota; Apicomplexa; Aconoidasida; Haemosporida; Plasmodiidae.
AUGAAUAAAUCAAAGUUUGUCAAAAAUGGGAUUUCAAGCGAACGGGAAAAGUUAACUUCCACGAAGGAAGGAGACGAUGACGAGAAGAGUGACGACUCGGAUAAACAAAUUGUCGUCGUCAACAGGACAAUUAAAUCGAAAAUAUUUUUAGAUUCAAGCAAGUCGGAAAAGGGAGACAGAAACUGCACCAGCUAUGCGCGCAAUGCCAAGGGUCCUGUUAGCAAAGUGGCAAAAAAAAAAAAUGCAAGCCCAUGUGGCGAUGCCCCACUAGCUCAAAUCAUAAAAAGGGAUAAUAAUAAUAAUAAGAAGAAGAGCAACAGCAAUGAUAAUAAUCAGAACAAUAAUAAUAAUAAAAGGGGCUUGCAGGGCGACCAUUCCACGGCUACACCUAAGCAUCAGAAAUUUGUGCACAAGUCGGAGCAAAAAAAACACAUAGGAGGACCCCCCUAUGGAAAGAGGGAGUGUGCGGAUCAUGGCUUCUUCAACGAACUCAUCAAUAGCACCUGCGUAAAUAACGCGGAAGCCAUUAAUGAUAAGCUGUGUGGUGAUCUUAGUGUGGGUGCCUCAAAUGAAGCAACGCACGAAAGGGACCUGUAUGAUUGGAAUAAGAAAAAAGUCGGUAAAAUCGGGAAAGAUAUCCAUUUGGACAAAGAGUAUGAGGAAGCUGACUUGGAUUAUCUUCCUCCUUACCAUGAAAGGAAGUAUCCUUUGGAGGAACCAUCAAGCCAUUCCGCUCAAAACAAUAAAGUGGGAUAUCCCUGGGAAGACAAUCCCCCUCUUCGAGGAGCAAACCCAAGUGUCCAUUUCGCACUGGUGGGUGAAGAAGGAGAAGCAGAAGGAGAAAGAGAAGAAAGAGAAAAAGGGGAGGAAGGAGAAGCAGAAGACGCAGAAGGCGCUUUUACGUGCCAUUCGAAUGACGAAGCCACCUCGCCUGUUAUCAAAUAUGACCAAUUUGAGCUGUACGAAAUAGACAGGGAGAUCGAAAAAAUCACAGAGGAAGAAAAUAACAUACAAGAAAAGCUAAUUUAUUUGGCUAACCAAGAACUCGACAUUGUUAUCAAGAUGAAGCAGAUGCGGGCCGCCAGGCUGCUCAGUCAGACGGACGGACAACCAGUCGAAUGGGAUAGGGGCAGUCACAAUGCGGAUAAGGGAUAG